This is a messenger RNA of Caenorhabditis auriculariae, 2777 nucleotides long. Lineage: Eukaryota; Metazoa; Nematoda; Chromadorea; Rhabditida; Rhabditidae. The record is from the annotation of a GenBank genome assembly.
AUGGCCUGGUUUGCAUGUACGCCCAUCCGGAUGAGAUCCAAUCCGCUGAUCUCAUUGAUGAACCAUCCGGCUUUCAAAAACUAUGUUGCCUUCGUGGCGUUCUCCUACCUAAUAACUUUCGCCCUCGUCAACUCUGUCAAACCUUUCGUUGAAGGUAAGACAUUUGAAAUUUGAGUCUAGAGAAAUUUUAAGUCGAAAUGAAUCUACCACUUUUUUAAUAUCUACGAUAUCAAUAUGAAUUGGCAAAGUUAGAAUAAUAAAUGAAAAUUCUAUUAAUGAAACCUUCAAAUUCGUUUUCCAGGAGAACCUCCAAACUUCAAAGCGUUGUUCAUUAUCUCCAUCGUGACUUUUGUCAUGUUCUACCUGCCCCUUUUUCCGGGCACUGAACUGACGGGUAUUUUUAAUCUCAGCCUCAGAGUUUUGGAAUCAAUUUUCAGAAUUUGGAUUUACGGUUAAUACUUUAUUCGAGAGCUUGUACCCAAAACAGGGUGAUCUUUUGGAGUAUCAGAGCCGGAAAAUCGCCGUUCAUCGCCUGGUAGCCAUAUCCUCGUAUCUAUGUUUGUUUUAAUUUUAAAAUGAAAUUUGAUUCAAAAAACUUACAGUUCUGCUGUUCAAUGUCCAAGUCUACAUUCAUAACAGCACUAGAGGAUUUUCAACUAUUUUCUUGUAUCUUCUUGGUUUUUUUGGUUUUAAACCUUCUCAAAGAGAGAUUUUUUUAGAAGCGUCGAUUUGGCUUGUAAUCUGCAACGCUAUUCUUCGUGUAAAGCUCCUUGAGAAGGGUAUCGGAGACAAUCCGAUUCGGCUUUUGAAAGCUUUGAACAUGAAUCCAGAGGCUACCUUGAAAUCGCUCAUGUGUGCUAUAGAAGAAUAUCGCGCACACCAAUUUUUCUUGACAAGUGGGCUUCUAUUCUCGUUAUCUUCACUACAUACUCAUUGAACUCCCGAUAGAGAGUGUGAGAAAACGUUCGGAAAAAAUAAAUAUAAAAUGCGCUUACAAAAAAUCCAUUCUAACCAUUUUUAAGGAUUUUUAAAAAUAAAUGGUAUGAAUUUUUAGAGAAAGCAUAUCGAAAAACGUUUUAGUUAGAAAUUCACAGUAAUUUGAAAGUUUGAACUUUCAGAAUCGUCAAAUAAAAUGGUUUAUCUCACUAAUAAUGGAAUCGUGGUUUUCCUCUCAAAUUGGGAUUUCGUCGUGUCAAAACGAUGUCUUUGCACGGCGAUUGUUCAGGAUUCCAUCUUUACGGUAUCCUUUUUUUUUGCUUCCUUCACAAAUUUUGAUCAUAUUCAGCUCCGAAGGCCUCAACACGGCGACGAAAUAGUCCCUCUGAAGUUUGUCUUCGCUGAUGGCAUUAACGAACCAAUUAACGUUUCGUGAGUUGCUGAGAAUUCUCAGAGUUAUCGAAUGCACAACGAUUUCAGGAUGGAAACUUCGAAAUUUGAAGAAAUGCGCCAAAACAACCUGUUCAUUGUCCGAAUCGAGAGUAGCGCUGGUUUCCAUAAAUCCGAAAUGGAACAAUUCAUAGCGGUAGGAUUUCGGUAGGACUUGCUCCGAACACAAUCUUGCAGAUGUUCACCACGGCCGCCAAGAAUAAUUCGGUUUACGUUGAGGAUUCUGACCUCCCGGUUAGUUGAAAAAGUUAGAAUCUCGUUUUUGAAAAAAAGUUAGAAGUUAGAAUCAUAUCAGAAAUCAAGGAAAUAUCCCAGAAAAUAAAGGAGAUUAAUGGGUUGCGUGUAAAUACAGCAAGAUUUUGAGUUUCCUAAACUUUCAAUGUUAGUUUUCUUAAGAGGAAUACCAUUUCACGUUGCGCUUGGGAAUUUUUUUCUAUUUUUUGAAGAAUAAAAGUCCUGAAGCGGAUUUUGAAGGAUUUAUCAGACUUUUAGUUGCCCUUCCUCCAAAAACAUGAAUUUGUGCAAGUUGAGACUUUAACAAUUUUCUUCUGAAACAUCAGUGGGCGUCCUGGCCAAAUCAAAAAAGUUUGCUGACCAGUUUUCCUAGGAAUCACUGAAGCUUUGAUUCUAACUGAUCGAUUUAUUUCCUUCAAAUGACCCUUUCAGUAGUUUUAGAAGCAUUUGAUCAUUUUCAUGUAUUCCAGGAGUCAAACGAACUCUGUCUUGGAUGUUCUAUCCGCCGAUCCAACGUCAAGUUUGCACGGGAAUGCGAUGAGAGUCAAAGGCGCGUCGAGUACGAAAAAACUGUUCAUUCGCUAAAUGAUCCUUUCAUUUCUUGCGGAACGUGCAGUUGCCGCCCGAUUUGGUCAGAUAUUUUCAUCUCUCUGUAGUUCAAACCUCUUUUCCUGAUCUAACGCUUUUUUUGAAGAAAGGCCGUGGAUAUGAACCGUUCCUUGAAGAUAAGAUUGAAAAGCUCUCAAAAAUUGUGUGUGAUCUGAAGUAAAGCCAUGACAUGAGUAAACCCGCUUAUGGUCGGGCGCAGUUAAAACGAGGCGCUCCUAGUGUUCUCCUUACCUUCGAAAUCAUAUAAAAGAUAAUUUUCCUAAUAAACAUCAAGCUUUUUAUUUAGCUUCAAAAUGAAAAAAAAAAUCAAUUUUAAUUUCCUGAAAAUCUGUUUUUCAGGUGCAUAAAAUGCGUCGCUAGCCUUUUCUACACGACAAUCUGUGACAUUGAGAAAUGGAGAAGUCAAUCGACCCCUUGCCCUACUUGCAGGUGAGCCUUUCAAGUUUAAACACAGAGCAACUCUAAAAAUUCUCAGAGAGCAUUUCUGCAUCGAGGACGUCCACCUUUUGGCCCGUGAUUCUGAAGAAGAGAGCGAUGUAGGCGAUUAA